CCCACCCUCCCCCACCACUAUGCCCUCACCCCUGCCCCCCGUCGCCCUCAGCGUUUCCCCCUCCUGCUCCCACCCCGGGCUCUGAAGCCAGGAAACCCAAGAGGAAAUGACUGAGCCCGUCUGGGUCCCCGCCCGCUCGCGCUCCCCUGGCCACCCCCUCCGCCUGGACGCAGCAGCCACCGCCGCGUCCCUCUCCCCACGAGGCUGCCGGCUUAGGACCCCCAGCUCCGACAUGUCGCCCUCUUGUCGCCUGUGUCUUCUCACCAUCUUUGGCCUGAUUCUCCCCACCAGAGGACAGAUGUUGAAGGAUACCACGUCCAGUUCUUCAGCAGACUCAACUAUCAUGGACAUUCAGGUCCCAACGCCAGCCCCAGAUGUCUACACAGAACUCCAGCCCACCCCUCCGACCCCAACCUGGCCUGCUGAUGAAACACCACAACCCCAGACCCAGACCCAGCGACCGGCAGGAACAGACGGGCCUCUAGUGACAGAUCCAGAGACACACAAGAGCACCAAAGCAGCUCAUCCCACUGAUGACACCACGACGCUCUCUGAGAGACCAUCCGCAAGCACAGACGUCCAGACAGACCCCCAGACCCUCAAGCCAUCUGGUUUUCAUGAGGAUGACCCCUUCUUCUAUGAUGAACAGACCCUCCGGAAACGGGGGCUGUUGGUCGCAGCUGUGCUGUUCAUCACAGGCAUCAUCAUCCUCACCAGUGGCAAGUGCAGGCAGCUGUCCCGGUUAUGCCGGAAUCAUUGCAGGUGAGUCCAUCAGAAACAGGAGCUGACCACCCACUGGGCACCCGAAGACCAAGCCCCCUGCCAGCUCACCGUGCCCAGCCUCCUGCAUCCCCUCGAAGAGCCUGGCCAGAGAGGGAAGACACAGACGAUGAAGCUGGAGCCAGGGCUGCCGGUCCGAGUCUCCUACCUCCCCCCAACCCUGCCCGCCCCUGAAGGCUGCCUGGCCCCUUGGGGGCUGUCCCUCAAGUUAUCUCCUCUGUUAAGACAAAAAGUAAAGCAUUGUGGUCCUUGCC
Molecule: messenger RNA, 1034 nt
Organism: Nomascus leucogenys (northern white-cheeked gibbon)
Lineage: Eukaryota; Metazoa; Chordata; Mammalia; Primates; Hylobatidae
Gene: FXYD5
Product: FXYD domain containing ion transport regulator 5
Biological process (GO): regulation of sodium ion transmembrane transporter activity
Cellular component (GO): membrane
Molecular function (GO): sodium channel regulator activity
Source: RefSeq, a predicted model, not a curated record